AGCACAUCAAUUUUCCGAUUUUCCUCGUCGACACCGAAGCUCGAGUAUGAGGAGUUACUUUUUAGUUCGGUGGAAUGAUCCAAGAGAUACGGACGUGCUCUCAAAUAGUUGUUACCGUCUACUAAAUAAAGUGAGGACUUUUUUUUUAUCCCCACAGUGCAACUCACAUGAAACUUUCGUCGCCUAUUUCCGCAAUGAAAUAGUUUUCAACUGAAUUUCCACGCCCAGUGUCGACAGGAUUCUUUUAUCUUGAAAAAAAAAAAUUGAAUUAGUGAAUUUUGAAGCGAAAAUUGUGAAUUUCCUUUACUCAUCGCCGGGCAUUACAUUGUGUUUGAAAAUCAACGCAAUCUGCGGCGAUGUGGUGGAUAGUGUGAGCAAAUUAAAUGCCAUUUCAAGUGAAAUAAAUCCCUGUCAGCUGUGGACAGGCAAUCGAGGAAGGAAUCGGGUAGCAGCAAUGGACGACAUAUCUGCACAUACGAGGAUAAAUUACACAAAAACACGAAGUGCUUCAAUUUGUGCCCCUGCCAGUACUAGUCUCGAAAAUGUCCUCCUUCCACCAUCUGGCAGUGGUACACCUGAUAAUGGGACCCCGAGCUAUCGACGACGGCGACCGGCUACUCGAUCCCAAAGUGCCAGGAUCACCGGCCCUAGAUCCGUGAAACGAAAGACACAACCACAGCCUAGCAACCUUCAGGAGACCAGCAGAUCACACUGCACGAGUGAACCUAGACUCAAUGAUACAGAAACUCCUCCACAGAGAAGAAGAGGAUCCCAAAGGAGGCCAACGCAUACACAAAGUCAACGGAAACCGGCAACAUUUUUGGAUGUUCCUUCGAAUUUUCAGUACACGCAAGGUGAUGAUGAUGAUGACAAUUACAGACUACGGACAUUUAGCAGUACAAAAGGAGGUGUCAUCAAUCGUGGAGAUUCAUUUCGACGGAGACGCUCCAGGAGCAACAGUUUGGUGCCCACGAGUCCCAUUCACACACGCACAGAAGACGUCGUAACGACGUCCGCAAACGUGGAAACUUUCCAGGUAGCAAUGUUGGGAGCACCUGGCGUAGGAAAAGCUGCACUUGUAUCCCAAUUUCGCACAUCAGAGUGCAUAAAUGCUUACGAGGGACCAGAAUCUUUAGAGGAACAGAAUAUAUCAAUAAUUCUCAAUGGAAUAGAAUCGGAAUUGAAUUUUUUCACAUGGAACGGAAACAAGGAUGAACUGGAGAAAGCUGAUGCAUUUCUUGUGGUUUACUCCGUGGUGGACAAGGCCUCAUUUAGCCGCUGUGAGCAACUUAUUUCAAUGCUUCAAGAUAUGGACCUCGCGAGAUCUCGCGCUCUAAUCCUUGUAGGCAAUAAAAUUGAUUUGGCAAGAUCUAGAGCAGUCUCAGCACAAGAUGGAAAAUGUUUAGCAUGCACUUUUCGUGCAAAAUUCAUUGAAGUCUCCGUGGGUAUUAAUCACAAUGUCGAUGAAUUGCUGGCUGGGACACUGACACAAAUUCGUUUGAAAAAGGAACAUAAUUUAAUUCAGGGGUCCAGAGAAGGCUCUUCACCUCAUUGGUACAAGUCAAGAAGCGUUAUGAGAGCUAGUAUGAAGGCACGUCAAAUGAUCACAUGGAUUUUGGGAAAGGAAGAUUCAAAAUUUAAAAAUUGCGAAAAUCUCCAAAUUCUCUAAAGAACCUUCUAUGUAUGUAUGUUUGUACAUAGUAAUAAUAAUGAAAGUAAUUUAAAAAUUAUUAUCUUAAGUGUAAGUAAAUGCUAAUAACAAUAUGAAAAUUCUAUUUAAUAGGCAUUACAUAAAUUAAUAAAAAAAACAAUUAGAAUAUAAUAAAAUAAUUUAAAAGAAAGAAAAAAAAGAAAAUUGUGACAUGGAGGCGCUAUAGAAUGAUGCCAUUUAUAAUAGGUUUUGUGUUUAUUAUCCAUACACAUUUUCAUAAAUAUAAUAUAAAUAGAAAUAUUUCUAAUUCUUCCAUAAUAAAACAAGAAAAAAAAUGCGAUGAGAAAUAAUAGAUGAUCUUUUGGAAGAAAAUAUGUGGAUUAAUCCAAAAAUAAUAGGUUCCACGUAGAAUUUUCACAUCUUUAUAUAACUUAUAAUGAAACUUUUCCCAUUUUCCCUCGUCAAUAUUUGACACGAUUUCCUUCUCCAUCUCUUUUACUUCUUCCACAUUUAAGUAUAAUGUAAUCUCUAUUUGUACCUUUUUAUAUCAGUCUCCUCGUAAACAUAACCAUCCUCCAUCUCCCCCUUGAUGUCCUUUCCAGAUUCACAUGAAAUUAUUCAAUUUUCCAUACCCAUUUUCUCAAUUUACUUUCACAAAUCCACUCUUCCCAAGCGCAGCGUAAAUAUAUAUUUAUAUAUAACAUUCCUUCCAAUCAGCUAUUUUAUUUCAACAAUAGAAAAAGAAUCGUAAAAUGGAAUUUUAUUUGAAUUGCGAAACACACAGAAAUAACUUUGGAAUAGUAUCCUCCCUCCAGUACGUAGUUUUUUAAAAUAAUUGUAUUGUAUGAAUUUGAAUCAAAAGAAUGCAAACAAGAGACCAAUUUUAUCAACAAGGUUUCCCAUUUUCAUGCCACUAAUUCGCUAUAUAUAUUGAAAUUUCUAUUUAUUCCUUCUUAAAUAGUAAUGGAACAACAUGAAUAAGAACAUAAGGCAUAUAAUAUGGUGUGAGUCGCUCGCUAAGUAUCAUGAAUUGAAUAAUUAAUUUAAAAAAAGAAAAAAAUACGUAAAUUACUUAAAAAACAAACUUGAAAGAAUUAAACAGAAAUAGUAGGUACAUACAUCAGUCCAAUUUGUCCUAAUGUUUUAGCAAAAUUUUUUUUUUUUUGCAAAAUAGAGGCUAAUUUAAUUUCCUCAUAAAAUAUACAAGGUCCACAUCGUACUGACUCACAUCUGUAUAUUGCACAGCUUUUAGAGAACAUUUCUGACUUUGAUUCAUAAAAGAAAAUGCAAAGUGGAUGACUCCAAUUACUCUGUGAUGAAAAUAUGAACAAAGUUUUGGCGUUUAUUGGUAAAAUACUAAAAAGUUCUUGCUUAACAGUCACACGAGAAAACUUUUCAGCAAGUUCGACUAAAGCUACCUACAUAAAAAUUUAAAAGGAUUUUAAUUGAAGGAUUCGGUGAAAAUUUCACAGAGUUAAUAAAGUGCCUUUCCCACUUAAUUUUCUUCAAAUUAAAUCAUUAUUAAAACUUUAAUCAGCAUUCAAAAUUGAAUUGUGUGCGCGCACAAAGUGUCGCUGUGAGACGGUUGUUGGCUAAAUUGAAUUAACUUUGAGAAAUAUUUUGCAUGCUCUCUUCGAAAUCGAUAUUGAGCUUAUUUUCUCGACAACUUUUAUUGACAACCUUUUUAUCUCGCCUUUCCUCAAUUCGCCACUUCAGCUCAUUACCCCAUUUCGUGUGAUGAAAAGGCGGAUGUUACUUUAAGUGCGCUACUUCCUAUUGAAGUUUUUUCCCACACUUGAGCUUUUAUGGACGCAGCAGCACCAUGGGAAUCUUUCGAUUUAUGAGAAUAUAAACUUUGCUUUUAGCUAUAAAAUUUCUGAUAAAAAAAAUUUCCCAAAAUUACAAAAAAAAAGGAUUUUUUAUCAUUCUGAAAACAAAAGGGUUGCAAUAAAAUUUUGAAUUCAAAAUGAUACAUAUUCAUUUUUUCUAUAAAUAGUAUUUGAUAUCAAAUUCUAGCGAAAAUAAAAUAAUUCCCAUAUGCUCUCCUUUGUCUCCAUAAAAAUUUUCCGUGAUAUAUGACACCACAUAAGCCAAAAAAAAUGAUGUUGUGUACUUUCACAUAUGUAAAUAAUAAUCUCCUUCUUCAGCCACUUCUCAACUAUGUAUAAAUAAAACGUAGAUAGUUCUAUGAUAAAAUUCAUUUCAAUGUGUUAUAACAACCACAUUUUCCUGUCUCGUAAAUGUAAUAUGAAGGAAAAAAAAUCGUUGAGUAACAUUUUAAUAAAUAAUUCAUGAUUGUAAUAUUGCCGUGAUAACUCUAUAAAAUAGAUAGUGAUUAAGAUAAUAUGUUGAGAGUUGAGAGGAAAGUAUGAAUGAAAGGAUUUUUCCUUUUGAACAAAAAAGAAUAAAUACAUAAUGUGGAGAUGACGAAUUAAAUGAAGAAACAUUAAAGACGUUACAAAUGAAUUAGUGUGUGUGUGAUUGAGAAACUGAAUUAGUGUUAGUAAAGUGUGACGAGGAAGAAGUAGUAGUAGGCGAUGAACAUCAAAAGCAGGAAGAACAAAAUUUUUUUUGGUGAGUCAUUUUUCUAAAUAAAAAUCCUACUCUCUAUAUGGGGGCUCAACCGGGAUGGACAAUAGGACUUCCCGAUAGCCAUUAAAGACGAAGAUUGUGAAAGUGCGGUGAAAUUCGCGAAAAAACUGUGUAGAAAAGACGCGUCCGCCAUUGGAGCCCGAGUGCCCCAUUUGGGCGAAAAGUGUAGUGCGACUAUUUGCCGCUAGUGGACGAUUGGCGCGAGUGCGAAAGUAGCGAAGUAGCGCAGUGUCGCGAGUGUUUGCCGGUAGAGUGUGAGUGGCGCGUGUGUCGCGGUAUUGACAUUGACGUUUGCGAAAAGCAAAACAAACAAUAGACACAAUUUUGUGAAAAAGACGUGAAUUGAAUGAUUUUGCGAGAAAAAUCAAACAAAAUGACGACGUUUAAGUGGUUGAUGGAUCAUUUGACGCGGUGCACACUGCAGGAAGAGUGCACAAAGAGAAAUCUAUCAAACAAAGGUACAAAAGAUGCUUUGGCGAAGAGGUUGGCUGAUGCCAUGAGGAAGGCAAACGAGGAACCAACUCUUCAAAUCACUGCAAGGAAUGAGGUGUCUUGCAGCAAUGACGGCACAAAUACGGGAUUACAAGACGGAUCCCCGUGCAACCAUGACGAAGAUGUGGCAGCAAUACAGGUUGAGCAAAGCGGAUCGGAAGACGAUGAUUCUCAAAAUGAUGAGGAUGGAGAUGAUCACAAUGACGAAGAUCUCUCCAACGAUGACGCUCCUCGGAAUGCGAGAACCGGACGCAAAGCUUCAUCCAAUGUGGCCAAAAAGACGAAGACGCGUAAGUCCCAGAGACGCAAUGGGCAAUCCUCAGACGAUGAUGAUGAUGAUGAUUCGCUUUCGGGUGAAUCAACAAGAAGUGCAAGACGAAGACGAAUCACGGAAACCAAGACGUUCAAUUUCCGGGACAUUGAAGGAAGUUUGGAAGAAUUUAGCGGAAGUAAGAAGCAAGAUGUGAGGAUGUGGAUGAGUGAAUUUGAGGAUGUGGCCGACAUGGCUGGCUGGACAUCCCAACAGAAGAUUCUUAUUUGCCGAAAGAUGCUAAAGGGAACCGCAAAGAAUUUCAUUUUCGCAGAGAAGAGUGUGAAAUCGUGGCGCACAUUGAAGAAGAUGCUGCUGGAGGAAUUCGGCAGAAAGGUGAAUGAAGCUGAAAUUCAUAGAAGACUUGCGGGAAGGACGAAGAAGAAUGACGAGAGUUAUCUCGACUACGUGUAUGAAAUGCAGCGGAUCGGUAAGAUGGGCAAUUUGAGAGAUUCAGCCAUAAUUGAGUACAUUUGUGAUGGAGUUCCUGGUGACGCGAUGGAGAAAGUGAAUUUGUACGAAGCUGAUUCUAUUCGGGAACUCAAAGAGAAGCUCGAGAGGUACGAGAGACAAAAGGAGAAAUCUCAGAAGAGUAAGACGAAGCAUUCAGGUGAGAAAAAGAAUGAGAAGAAAGGCGGGAAAGAUGUGAAAGACGUACGAUGCUACAAUUGUGGAGAAAGAGGGCAUAAGAGUGAUGAGUGUCCUGACAAACAGCGUGGAAGAAAGUGUUUUAGCUGCGGAGAGUUUGGGCAUAGCUCACACGAUUGUACGAAGAAGCCAAAAGACGAUAAAAAGAAGAAA
Molecule: messenger RNA, 5846 nt
Organism: Lutzomyia longipalpis
Lineage: Eukaryota; Metazoa; Arthropoda; Insecta; Diptera; Psychodidae
Gene: Rgk3
Product: GTP-binding protein REM 1
Exons: 9
Coding region: 455-1669 (404 amino acids)
Cellular component (GO): plasma membrane
Molecular function (GO): calcium channel regulator activity; GTP binding; GTPase activity
Source: RefSeq, a predicted model, not a curated record